Molecule: messenger RNA, 1514 nt
Organism: Nymphalis io (European peacock)
Lineage: Eukaryota; Metazoa; Arthropoda; Insecta; Lepidoptera; Nymphalidae
Gene: hgo
Product: homogentisate 1,2-dioxygenase
Exons: 10
Coding region: 147-1463 (438 amino acids)
Biological process (GO): L-phenylalanine catabolic process
Cellular component (GO): cytoplasm
Molecular function (GO): homogentisate 1,2-dioxygenase activity
Source: RefSeq, a predicted model, not a curated record
UGACAACCUGUUAUCGUCAUGUUAUCGUAAUAAACAAGCAGGCUAAUUAACAUACCUGCAGAUAUUCCAGUUGGUCUUAAAUAAACACCUCGCUUUUAUAAGUAUCACAUUUCUGGUGCCACACGUUUCAUCAGUUCGUUCGAAAUAUGGAAGAAUUAAAGUAUCUAUCCGGCUUCGGUUCGGAAUUCUUAAGUGAAGAUCCGAGAAGGCCCGGUGCCCUACCUGCAGGUCAGAAUAGUCCACAAAAAUGUCCGUACGGAUUGUACGCGGAACAGCUAUCUGGCAGCGCUUUUACAGCUCCGAGACAUGAUAACAAACGGUCCUGGCUAUAUAGAAUCCACCCUUCAGUAAUUCACAAACCGUUCAAACGUACCACCGUUGCGAAAUAUCUAACACACAGGUGGGAUGAUGUUGAACAAGAUCCGAAUCAGUGUCGCUGGCUUCCCUUUGAUUUACCGUCAGCAGAACAAGUAGACUUUGUGGCGGGACUGCACACAGUGUGCGGCGCAGGCGAUCCUCGCGCCAGACACGGCAUCGCCAUUCACGUGUACUUGUGCAACACUUCGAUGGACAAAAGUGCUUUUUACAGCAGCGAUGGAGAUUUACUUAUCGUGCCACAACAUGGAACCAUAAAUAUAACAACGGAAUUUGGAAAAAUGGUAGUGUCUCCAAACGAAAUCGCUGUCGUACAACUUGGAAUGCGAUUCGCAGUAGCGGUGGAAGGACCAUCUAGAGGAUAUAUUUUGGAGGUAUUCGAUGGGCACUUCAAGCUACCUGAUCUAGGACCAAUAGGUGCUAAUGGUUUGGCAAAUCCGCGAGACUUUCUUACACCAGUGGCACAUUAUGAAGAUAAGGACAUACCUGGUUUCAAAAUUCUGAACAAGUACCAGGGCGCCAUAUUCGAGGCGAACCAGGAUCACUCUCCAUUUGAUGUAGUGGCAUGGCACGGGAAUUACGUGCCCUACAAGUACGACCUCAGCAAGUUUAUGGUCAUCAAUUCGGUUUCAUUCGACCAUUGUGAUCCGUCAAUAUUCACCGUAUUGACAUGCCCUUCAACGAAGCCAGGCGUAGCCAUAGCAGACUUCGUCAUCUUCCCACCACGCUGGUCCGUCCAAGAGAAUACUUUUAGACCUCCUUAUUAUCAUCGUAAUUGUAUGAGUGAAUUCAUGGGUCUCAUCUUGGGUUCAUACGAAGCCAAGGAGGGAGGCUUUCUGCCUGGCGGUGCGUCUCUGCAUUCCAUGAUGACUCCACACGGACCAGACACAAAAUGCUUUGAAACUGCUUCAAAAGCGGAACUAGCCCCCCAAAAAAUCGCAGUUGGCACUCAGGCGUUUAUGUUUGAAUCUUCACUAAGCAUGGCCAUCACGAAAUGGGGCAUCGAAACCUGCCAAAAACUAGAUGCGAAGUACUACGAAUGCUGGCAAGAGUUACCCAAGCUUUUCUCUGAUAAAAUAAAUGUUUAAAGAUAUAUAACAUUAUUUUUAUGCAUAAAUAAAUUUUAGUUACAAAUCGAA